Momordica charantia (bitter melon) is the source of this 1998-nucleotide messenger RNA. Lineage: Eukaryota; Viridiplantae; Streptophyta; Magnoliopsida; Cucurbitales; Cucurbitaceae. The record is from RefSeq and is a predicted model, not a curated record.
UCCUACGGCUAGCCUCUGGCGAGGGGUUCGGUUCGGUCUUCAGUUUUGGCCAGAAUCGGUCCGACCCGUUGCCAGCCCCUAACAAUAACAAAACAAUAACCAGGAAAAUCGUAUUGGUAGCCCGAGUUUCGAGUCAGGGAUUUGGCACUGGAAUAGGAAGAUUCACUAUUCAGUCGGCAAAAAUGAGGAAAGUGAAGGACAAGGGGAGGGCGGUUUCUGUGUCAAUGCCAAACGCCGGCAUCAACUGCACCGGCGACGACGACGACGACGACGACGCAAUCGCCGACGCCGGUAGCUCCUCUCAAUCCAAUGACAAUCUCAAAGAUUGCUCCACUUUCCCGGUUGCCAGAUUGCCCUCUCGCAACACCUCCUCCAAGUAUGAUUUUGUCAAGGUCAAGGUGUGGUUGGGUGAUAAUGCGGAUCACUACUAUGUCUUGUCGCGGUUUUUGCUCAGCAGGAUGUUGACAGUUACCAAGAUUCCAAAUCAUGUAGCUAUUAAGAUUGCAUUGGAGCUCAAGAAGCUGCUUGUAGACAAUAGCCUUCUAGAUGUCUCACAAUCUGAUUUGGAAGCUAAUAUUUUCAAGCUUAUGGAGCGGCGUGGUUAUGGGGAAGAGUACAUAAAUCGGUACAAGAUGAUGACAAGAUUUCACCAUCAAAGGGUCCCAUUGGUGAUCCUUGUAUGUGGAACUACCUGUGUUGGGAAGUCAACCAUUGCCACCCAACUUGCACAGAGACUUAAUUUGCCAAAUGUUUUACAGACAGAUAUGGUAUAUGAAUUACUACGCACAUCAACAGAUGCUCCACUGACAUCUACUCCUAUAUGGGCACGAGAUUUUAGCUCUCCAGAGGAGUUAAUUACAGAAUUCUGUAGAGAAUGCAGAAUUGUUCGUAAAGGUUUGGCUGGUGAUUUAAAGAAAGCUAUGAAAGAUGGAAAGCCUAUAAUAAUCGAGGGAAUACAUUUGGAUCCCAGUAUAUAUUUAAUGGAUGAUGAAAGCAAGUCACCAGCUAAUGUCUCAGCGAAAGGUAUAGAAAGAAAUCCUUUAUCUGCGACAUCAGAUGAUAAAAGUUCAAAACAAAUGGAGAGUAGUUCUCUAGCUUUUCGUCAAAACCAAAAAGGAAAUGACACCUGCAUUAGGACUUCUCCUUCCAAGGAAUGCAUGCACACCAACCAAGAGAAUGAAGUGUUGGAUUCUCUUGAAGCUGUGGGUAUAGCAGGAAAUGACACUGGAGUUACAGAUGAAACUCACAUUAAAGAGGAGAAGAGAUCUGUCAGGAAGGAAAAGUCUGGUGCUGAGCCAAUAAUCAUACCCAUAGUCUUAAAAAUGGCUGAAUUUGACCACAAGGCAUUACUAGAGGAAUGGAUCUCCCCUCGAACAUUUAGCGACAAAUGUCCUCUCCAGGAUAAAGAUAAGCUUAUAGCUAAUUUAAAAACUAUUCAGGGUUAUCUUUGCUCAUUCAAAUCACAGGGCUUAGUAGUUGUUAAUAUAUCAGCAACAACAUUUCCGCAAACACUGGAUUGGCUGCAUGGAUAUAUUCUGCAGAAGGUAUACGUGAGCUCUUUGUAACCCCAGAAAAAUAACGGAAGCUGCCAUGUCUGAGGGUCAAAUCCCCACACCGCCCCAUGAACUAAUUCCCAAGGUUCCAGCUUCUCUGCGAGAGAAGUUUCUUUCUUCAAAAAUGUGGCAUAAAAACUGUUCAUGGUUGUUGAAGUUUCGCCAGAACAUUCUCUCUACUCUGGAAGUUGCAACUUGCAACAAACGAGUUCUCUGAAAAGUGUAAAAGGCAAUUUAUUGUGUAAGAUUCUAACUUUAUAAAUAUUAGUUUUCUGUGGAUGCUUGAUAUUAUAAUCUCUACAAUAGGACUGAUGUUUUGGAGACUGAAAAUCCUUUGUAUCGUUUCGGGAUUUCUCGAAUCUGUUUGGAUGCUCAACCCAAUUUAUAGUUUCCAGAUGUAUAGGUUUCAAAAUCUUAAUAAAGGGGAUUUGAUUUCCAGAUUAGA